Molecule: messenger RNA, 319 nt
Organism: Athalia rosae (coleseed sawfly)
Lineage: Eukaryota; Metazoa; Arthropoda; Insecta; Hymenoptera; Athaliidae
Product: late cornified envelope-like proline-rich protein 1
Exons: 2
Coding region: 20-319 (99 amino acids)
Source: RefSeq, a predicted model, not a curated record
AAAAAAGCUUCUUACAAGAAUGUCUGUGAUCGUGAAAGAUCCCUGCAGAGUUUACGACGUGUGCCUUUAUCGUGCUAAAAAUUCAUGCUGUCAUCCCUGCUGUCCGCCCUCAUGUUGUUAUCCUCUUCCACCGGAUCCUGACCCGUGUGAUUGUAUUCCGAAAUGCCCGCCCAUUUGUCCUAGACCGCCUGCAUCGAGAACAAAGCGUAAUUCUUGCCCACCUGGACCUCCUCCUCAUUCAGGACCCCUUCCGAAUGAAGCCUGUUACAACUGUUCAUCACCACUUUAUUGUCCUGCAACUUUUGGUGGCCUCAGAUGA